Messenger RNA from Saimiri boliviensis boliviensis (Bolivian squirrel monkey), 1486 nucleotides. RefSeq names its product hydroxymethylbilane synthase (gene HMBS). Gene Ontology annotation, molecular function: hydroxymethylbilane synthase activity. The record is from RefSeq and is a predicted model, not a curated record. Lineage: Eukaryota; Metazoa; Chordata; Mammalia; Primates; Cebidae. Gene Ontology annotation, biological process: heme biosynthetic process. Gene Ontology annotation, cellular component: cytoplasm.
GCGCCGGAAGUGACGCGAAGCCCUGCGGAGACCAGGAGUUCGACUGUAGGACGAGCUCGGGCCCCACGUGUUCCCGGUGCUCGCUGGCCGGAGCCCCCGGCUUCCCAGGGCCGGGGGACCUUAGCGGCACCCGCACGUAGCCUACUUCCCGAGCGGAGCCAUGUCUGGUAACGGCAACGCGGCUGUAACAGCGGAAGAAAACAGCCCAAAGAUGAGAGUGAUUCGUGUGGGUACCCGCAAGAGCCAGCUUGCUCGCAUACAGACGGACAGUGUGGUGGCAACACUGAAAGCCUUGCACCCUGACCUGCAGUUUGAAAUCAUUGCUAUGUCCACCACAGGGGACAAGAUCCUUGAUACUGCACUCUCUAAGAUUGGAGAGAAGAGCUUAUUUACUAAGGAGCUUGAACAUGCCCUGGAGAGGAAUGAAGUGGACCUGGUUGUUCACUCCCUGAAGGACCUGCCCACUGUGCUUCCUCCUGGCUUCACCAUAGGAGCCAUCUGCAAGCGGGAAAACCCCCAUGAUGCUGUUGUCUUUCACCCAAAAUUUGUUGGGAAGACCCUAGAAACUUUGCCAGAAAAGAGUGUGGUGGGAACCAGCUCCCUGCGGAGAGCGGCCCAGCUGCAGAGAAAGUUCCCACAUCUGGAGUUCAGGAGCAUUCGGGGAAACCUCAACACCCGGCUUCGGAAGCUGGAUGAGCAGCAGGAGUUCAGUGCAAUCAUCCUGGCAACAGCUGGCCUGCAGCGCAUGGGCUGGCACAACCGGGUGGGGCAGAUCCUGCGCCCUGAAGAAUGCAUGUAUGCUGUGGGCCAGGGGGCCUUGGGUGUGGAAGUCCGAGCCAAGGACCAGGCCAUCUUGGAUUUGGUGGGUGUGCUGCAUGAUCCCGAAACUCUGCUUCGCUGCAUCGCGGAAAGGGCCUUCCUGAGGCACCUGGAAGGAGGCUGCAGUGUGCCAGUAGCUGUGCAUACAGCUAUGAAGGAUGGGCAACUGUACCUGACUGGAGGAGUCUGGAGUCUAGAUGGUUCAGAUAGCAUACAGGACACCAUGCAGGCUACAAUCCAUGUCCCUGCCCAGCAUGAAGAUGGCCCUGAGGACGACCCACAGCUAGUAGGCAUCACUGCUCGGAACAUUCCGCGAGGACCCCAGUUGGCUGCCCAGAACUUGGGCAUCAGCCUGGCCAACUUGUUGCUGAGCAAAGGAGCCAAAAACAUCCUGGAUGUUGCACGGCAGCUUAAUGAUGCCCAUUAACUGGUCUGUGGGGCAGAUGCCUGGGUUGCUGCUGUCCAGUACCGAUUCUCAUGCUAGCUGAGGAGCAAUUACCCCAGGAGACUGAACAGCAGGGUCCAAGCCUUCCAGGGAUUUGCCUCACCAUGAGGCCUUGAUGACUGCCUUGACUCCUAAGAAUGUGGGGGCUUCAUCUCUUUAGAGAAAUCCAAGCCACAGCCUUUGAAUGUAACCAACUCUACUAAUAAACCAGCUCUGAAGGUG